Messenger RNA from Gopherus evgoodei (Goodes thornscrub tortoise), 7242 nucleotides. It is a transcript of the gene SH3D19, whose product is annotated as SH3 domain containing 19. The transcript has 21 exons. NCBI's taxonomy places the organism in Eukaryota, Metazoa, Chordata, Testudines, Testudinidae. The record is from RefSeq and is a predicted model, not a curated record. Gene Ontology annotation, molecular function: protein binding. Gene Ontology annotation, cellular component: ESCRT-0 complex. The coding region runs from base 461 to 3667 and encodes 1068 amino acids. Gene Ontology annotation, biological process: protein transport to vacuole involved in ubiquitin-dependent protein catabolic process via the multivesicular body sorting pathway.
CCUGUUGACACCGGAAUAUUGUGAAUGGGCAGGGAACGCAAACGCGACCCUUCUUCAUUUUCCUUUAACUUUCCUUCCCUCCCAACUGGUUGUAUGGGUGCGCCUCUCUCUCCUCCCAAACCUGCGUCCUGCUGAGCUUGCAGGGAAGGGGAGGAGAGAAAAGGCCCAAAGAGGAUCCUCCACGCCUAGGCUUAAACUUCAGAGAAGGGGGAGGCGGAGUGAAAAGAAGCGAGAUUUGCAGGGAGUUGCCGGCUGCCGGAGCAGAGGAGAAGAGAGGUGUAGGUGCAGAGUGGGGCGGCUCGGGAGGGCUUCUCUGCUCCGGGAACCGCAGCGUGGCUCAGCUCCAGCGCUGGGGCGUUCGCUGCUCACUCACUGAGCGAGACAAAGAACCCCCCCAGUCGCGCGCGCUCGGGCAUGGGGGCGCCUGCUUUCUAAAUGCCCCCUCCUGCACCCCUCGCUGAUGGCUGAAGCCUGGAGGCUGGAGGACGAGGAAGAGGAGCUGAGGGAGUUCAGCAGAAGGCACAGAAGGGGGAACCUGAACUCUGCAGCCGAUCGCUCUGAAAGAAAUAAACCAGACUACCGUUCCUCAGGCCAAGGACCCCUGUCAUCCAUUAGAGCAGCAAUCAAGAGAACUUCUCGGACUUCUUCUCAUACCGAACAUCAGAGAGAUAGAAGACGUCCUGAGAUUACAAUAGUUGCUGCUGAGCCUCUCAGACCAUCCUCCUGGUUCCCAGGUGGAAAUGUCACUCCACAAGGAUUAGGAUUCCCUCCUCCUUCCCAGACUAACUGGAGGACAAAUGAGCUUGUUCCAGCUGAGCUUCCACCAUCUUAUGAGCAGGUGAUAAAAGAAAUUAACCAAGUGCAAGUCAAUACAACAAAUAACAAUAAUGCUGCUGCUGCUUCUAGAUGCACUGCUACGUGUGCAACACAGACUGACUUUCCAGAGGAAAUAAUCAGCCAUUUGCCAAGAAGUAAUGUAAAAAACAACCUACCUACUCUCUGUAAAUCUGAAAUUGUUCCAGUGCAACGUCCUCUCAAACCUCCCAGACCUCUCUUAAAUAGCAAUCCUUCAGAAAAUGAGGCUCCCUUAGUUGUCUCUGAAGCGCCUGAAGAAUGGAAGUGCCAAGAAAAUUCCAGUAAUGUGACAGGUCCACUGCCAAAACCAAGAUCAAAAGGCAAUCUCAAACCUGUGGUCAGAGAUAGUCAAAGCCAAUCACAAGACAAUCAGGAAGAAGUGAGCCAGCCUCAAGCUGAAAGGGAGCCAUCUCCAAGUCAGCCAGUGUCCCUCUUAGAUAAUAGCUUAUUGGACAGUCACAUGGUGAUGAACAGUAUGAGUACAGAAAAAAGCCAAAAUAGUAUUGGUUCAAGGAUCAAAGCGUUUGAAUCCCAAGCAAAUUCUGAUAUCUCAGGAUUAUCAAAGAAACCAGAAGUUGCUCCACGGUCAUUUGUCCCAAGACCAACUGUUUCUGCAAAGAAGCCAAUAAUAGCUCCAAAACCAGAGCUAGGGGCCAGGAGAGCUUCGGGAGAGUCGGCUUCAUGGACAGAAAACACACACAAAGCUACAUCCAGGAAAUGGCACUCUCAACCUCAAGAAGCUGGGAGUAAUGUCAUAACCAAACCUGAAUUGCCAAAGAAACCAAAACCUGGCCUUGUAAAAAGUACUAGUAAUGAUUUGCUUGAUGCAAGGAAUGGGUCAACUUCAGAGAACAAUGAUGGACAGAAGAAAUUCCCAGUUCCUGCUCCAAGGCCACUCAUUCCCAAAAAGUCUCUUUCUGUAGAAAGUCCUGCCCCUCAUUUGACCUUACUAAAACCAAUCAUCACUGCUCCCAGUCUCUCGGUAACUUCUCAAGCAACAGCUUUCAAGUCCCUGAGAGAGUCAUCGGCUCCAACCAACCUCUCAACAUGUACUUUGCAAAGUAAACCAGCUGAGGAAGGAGAUCUUAUCAGUUUUGAUGAUGACUUUUUGCCCCCUAGUUCAGUUAGUGCAGUUCAAGAAUGUACCAGUUCUGAAGCAGAUCCCUUUCAAUUCCCUUCCAAAAAUGAGCCUGCAAAGGAACAGACAGUUCAACCAGCUAUAGCACGAAAGCCUACCGUGAUCAGAAUCCCAUCUAAAUCAGGGAAAUCUUUAAAUGAAGUUCCACAUAUCCCUCCACCUCUUCCUGCUGAAAAACCAAUUGGGAACACCUCUGGGAUUGUUGCUGGAAAGCCUAGUAAUGCGAAACAAACAAGAAAAAGGGAAUCUGAACAUUCAGAUCCAACAGGUACUUCUUGGACAGAGCCUGUGCUGCCCCCUAGGUCUGUGGAUGGAAAAAUUUUACCAGCUCGACUGCCUCCACCUAAAGCCAUUCCUGGAAGGCCACCUCCACCAAAACACUUUGGAACCAAGACCUCUUCCCAAAAGGACCCUUUUUGCCGAUCCUCGUCUGACCUGACACUCCAUAAAAGACAUGACAUGUUUGGAAUGGGAGUCAAGAGAGCAAAGAGUCAAGUUUUAAAAAAUCAAGACCCAGCAUUACCACCUCGACCUAAACCAGGGCACACUCUCUACAAUAAAUACAUGCUGCCUGUGCCUCAUGGAAUUGUCAAGGAAGAUUUCUCUUCUAGAAACCCUGGAGACCUCAGCUGCAAGCAUGGGGAUGUUCUUGUGCUGCUGGAGCAGAUUGACAGCAAUUACUUCAAGUGCCAAAAGGGAGGGGAAACCGGCAAAGUGCACUUGUCUCAUAUGAAGAUAAUCACCCGCCUAGAUGAGCGUCUGAAAAGCAAGCAAAAGGAUUCAAACAAUAUUCAGAGGGUUUCUGACAAAAGUGCUCCUCAUGCUGUAGUGCUGCAUGAUUUUCCAGCAGAGCAUGCUGAUGAUUUGGACCUCCAUUCUGGAGAGACUGUUUAUCUUCUGGAGAAAAUAGAUAAUGAGUGGUACAGAGGAAAACUCAGGAAUCGCACAGGGAUAUUUCCUGCCAACUUCGUUAAAGUGAUUAUUGAUGUUCCAGAGGAAGAGAACAGGAAAAAAGUAUUGUUUUCAUCGCCAUAUAUUAAGGGCCCAAGAUGCGUAGCUCGGUUUGAAUAUAUCGGAGACCAGAAAGAUGAACUAAGUUUUUCAGAAGGUGAAAUUAUUCUUCUUAAGGAAUAUGUAAAUGAAGAAUGGGCCAGUGGAGAGCUGAAAGGCACAUCUGGAAUUUUCCCCUUGAACUUUGUGGAAAUUAUUGAAGAUCUGCCUGGAUUAGGUGUAGGAGCACCACUGAAGAACAAGACGGAGAGUUCUGCUUGUCUUUCUCAGACUGAUAGACAUUCUGGAGAGUGGUGUGAAGCGCUUCAUGAUUUUACAGCAGAAACCAAUGAAGAUUUAUCCUUUAAAAAGGGAGACUACAUCCAGAUAUUGGAGCAUGUGGACUCAGAGUGGUGCAGAGGGAGACUGGAUGAUAGCGAAGGCAUUUUCCCGGCAGUUUUUGUUCAGACCUGCUCAACUGGAGUAAAGACAGCACAGUCUCCAGGAUGCAGGAAAGGAAAAGCCAAGGCUUUAUAUGACUUCCAGGGAGAAAAUGAGGAUGAGCUCUCCUUCAAGGCAGGUGAUAUGAUAACAGAGUUGGAACCUGUAGAUGAAGACUGGAUGAGUGGAGAAGUACAAGGCAAAUCUGGAAUAUUUCCCAAGAACUUUGUUCAAGUUCUAUAGGCAUCAUAAGGAUGGAGCUCAGUUCUGUUCACUAGGCAUAUGGAAGCAAAUGCUUAUCUUAGCACAAAGGCACAUUAUACUUCAGCAGACAAAGAACUACCAUCUUUUUUGUCACUUGAGUUAAUACUUUGACUAUCAAAUAUGAUUUGCACUAUAGUCUCUAGAAAGAGAACCACAUCAUAUAUAAUAAUUUCCAGAAACACCAACAUUUGCUGUGACAACAAAACUUAGUCAUACUUUGUGAAUGUUCCACAUGAGCUAGCAAACAGAAUUUCCACAGGAUUUUUAAUAGUUUCCAGGUAGGGAAAUUAAAUGUGGUACAAUAUCUUACAAAUUAAGUGAACUGCAUUCUAGUAGUUGACCUGAUCUGGUAUUCAUUUAUCCUGCAUACAAUUUGCAUAAAUUAAGAUUGUUUAAUAGGCUUUUUAGAAAUGCAUUUAUUUUGCAGAUUAAGUAUUAUUUUAAAUAUAUAUAUAUAUAUACACACCACAUUUUUGAUUUUCAGAUUUCACUACUGCUUGAGUUAAUAUCCUCAUUAGCAAUAAAAAGCAGUUGUUUUAGGAUUGAGAGGAUAAAGGAUCGACACUUUGUAGAGUUUGUCAUUUCAUAUAGGGGAUACCAAAGUCUAACAAGCAGGAGGAUCAAAAGGCUAAGAAAACUUCACUCACUUAAUAGUUUCUCCAUCUUUGAAAGGGUUGAGUGAACAUGUGGAGUUCAAGGGUUUUGUACUGGAAGAGUUCAUAAAACUAGAAUGAACUCAAUCUUUUUUACUGAACAGUGAUUACGCCUGUCAGCCCCCAACACAUUUUUCUAGUUAAAGGGAAACCUGCUCUGUGCACCAGGGAAUAGAUGAAAAAUCACUAACAUUUAAAAACAAAAAACCCUCACCCUGUGGUUGGUUCAAGCUAGUGCCCCAGGAAGAGUGUUUUCCUAUUAGAGACUCUCAUAUUCACACCCUGAUCCAGUCUCUAGGUUUGUCUGUCAGUCUGCUUGCCUUUAAUUUAUUUUUUUUAAGAUAUUUUUUCCUUGUCAAUUUUAGUUUCCCUUACACAGAAACAAACCCAAUUCCAUUCCCAUUUCAGCUUAACAUUCAAACCUGACAGUGUUUGAAAUUAGCAAAAGAAGCUUACCUAUCCGUUCUAUAAACCCCCAGCACCUUUCACCCCGGCUGCCAUUCUUGUUUUGUUUCUUUCAGUUAAAUAGUUCAUUUUAAUAAGAAUACUUCACAGCCUUAUGUCUAUGAGUGAGAACAACUAAUUGAGGUAUCCACUGAAAAAGUUAUUUUCUAUAAAUCACCUAACUAACCUAAGAUGUAGCAUUAUAAAUCAUCUGUCAAGGCAUAAAGCAGCAGACACCAAGAGAAAUUAUCCUAACAGGCACAAAGUUUUUUGUUUUUGUUUUUUUAACAAAAACAAUGCAAAAGUAUACAAGUUAAAUUACAUAGACUAAAUAAGUCUGAUAUUAUACAUAUUUCCAGAUAAGAAUACCGCAUUCUGGAAACCAACACUUUCCAGAAUGUUUGACAAUAGCUCCAUAUUAAACAAAUUAAUUGUUAAUCCACCUCCCAUUCUGGGCUGAUGUGUACUGUAAAAAAACAAACGAAACAUUUAAUCUUCAUUAUAUUGCAGUUUGUUCUAUACGUGUUCCAUGGCAUCCUAUUUCCCACAUGAGCAACUGGCCUCUUUUUGUAUUCUCUGACGAACAAGGCAACUGAAUAAAGUGUGUGUGUACUAUAUCUGAGGAUUAAUAGGUGCAGGUGGCAAAUAAAAAAAGCCAGGCUUUUCAGAAUCUCUUCCCAUCAGAAAAGUACAGCAUAGGGUAAAAGUCAGAGCAUCAAGGUGUUGAUUCAGCAUUGAUCAUUUAAAGUUUGGAGACUAUGGAGAUCUUUUUAGCAAGUUCCAUCUUUAAUAUCUUGAUUUAAUGUUGAAAUCUAAUACAGGCCUCUCUACUACUAUCUCUCAUCCUACGAUGCUGCUUUCCCCCUGGGCUUAUAGAAAGGCUGCUCAGAUACUAUAGUAAUGGACUAUAAAAACCCUGAUAAAAUACAAUGGACAUUAGAAUCAAAACUUGCCUUUUUAGUUCAUGGAUGAAAAGGACAUUUUUAUUUUAUGUGCCCAAAAAGUAAAUUCUAAUUCCACUUAAUGAUAAACCUGUAUGUACUUUUUUGGAAAAGUCUUCUUCCCUUUCAAUUGAAGAAAAAAAAAAUUAUAUAUAUAUAUAGUGUUGUUUUACAGUAUGGGUGCAAUGUCAAAGGUUUAAGCAAAAUGGACUUUUCUCACCAUGGCUGUGCGCCAAUGCAAUUGGUAAACCGCCUGUAAAUAUUUUUUAACAGUAGAACUAGUAAAAAUAAGAACUUUAUAAAAAACGACACUUAACUUACUUCCUCCAAAUGAGAUACCUAAAUCAUUGAGGAGGAAGAUAAGGUAUUAGUGUGCAAUGUUUACUUACUAUUGACUUUGGGCUUGUCUACAUGGGGGAUAAUGGGCUCCAUAGUACACUUCAGAAAUCACAUCCCUUAUGUGCUGUGCAUUAGUUGGUCUGUGUAGACAUUACUGGUGCUCUUUAAUGCAGUGCUGUUUCAAACAGUGCUACAUUAAACCAUACUAGUGAACCUUUACCAUGCACCAGCAGGGUCUACAUGGAGACAUUGAUUUCUAAAGCACAUUAACAUGGGCAUAUCUCACACACCCCCAUAGCUCACAUUACCUUGAGGUGUAGACAACCCUUUAAAUAUGUCAGUUCUCUAAAGCUUUGAUACAAAUAUUUUUGAACCAAUAGUGAAUUUAUAGAUUUUUCCAAAAGAAAAAAGGGUGUGUGAAGAUUUGGCUAUAUUGGCCUAUUAAUAAUUUUUACCACUUUAAUUAAAUGCAUGACAGCCAUUACAUUUCAAACUUUUUAAAUAAACAUCUGUUUAAUUGAAUAAUCCUUGUAUUUUAUUUUGUAACUCCAAAUACUAAAUCAGGAAAUUUAUAAGUGGUAUCAUGUUUGCUAUAAGGAUAAAAUGGCUGGAAGCUGCAAAUUGAGAACAAUAGCGCCAUCUAAGGGCUUUUUACAUUAUUGUAGCUUUGCCAGUUCAGAAAAUUGCUUUAAAUUUCAGUCCCUUGAUAAAUUUAAAUUAACUAAUCUGUUUUGCAAAAAAAUCUCCUUUACUGUUAGACAAUAUCUGUGCCCACAAAAGUUUUCACAGAAAGUCUAAAAUCCCUAUUGAUUACAAAGAUGUAAUUCAGCAGAAAGGGGAAAUAAAAAGGGGAAAUUCCUGUGAAAAUCCUAAAUUACAGUUGCAAUUAAUAUGAAAGAUUAUGCUAUCUUGAAAUUCAAUUAGGGACUAUGAUGCAUUAAUAUGAUAUAGAGUGGUUUUCCUAAGCUCCAGGCUGUUAGUGUUUUGUUAAAUUAUCCACAGUGAAAGUAGCAUCUUUGUGACAGAAUACGUUUUUCUGUGAUUUUUAUAUAUAAUGAAUAUAGUACAAAAAAAUUUUUACAUUCUGGAAGUCCAAAUUUGUCUCCAACAUUAUGGUACCAGUAUAAAUUAAAUUUGUAUUUAAUCAAUAAAUUUUUAUAUGCAUGUCUGAGUCACA